UCCACAUCUUCCCUCCUUCCCCCCUCCCUCCAUAUCCCGCCGCCACCUCUACCUCCUUCUCCUCCGCCGACAUCAAAAUGCUCCACCGCCUUCUCCUCCCCACCUACAUUCUCCUCCUCUGCCUCCCAUUCCCCCUCCCCGCCGACGCCGCCGUCCCACUCCACUCCAACUCCACCCACCACCCCUACGCCCACCCAGACCCCGAAUCCGUCGUCCGCGAAGUCCAAAGGCAAGUGGAGUCCUCCCGGCGGCGAGCCCUGCUCCAGGCCAAGGAGAAAGACCAGUCGUCGUGCCUCACCGGCAACCCGAUCGACGACUGCUGGCGGUGCUCUGGCGACUGGCGGUCCGACCGGCAGAGGCUCGCCGAUUGCGGCCUGGGGUUCGGCCGCGACGCCCUGGGCGGCAAGGGUGGCCAGAUCUACGUGGUGACCGACUCCUCCGACCGCGACCCGGUGAACCCGGCUCCCGGCACCCUCCGGUACGGCGUCAUCCAGGAGGGCCCACUCUGGAUCGUCUUCGCCGGCGACAUGACCAUCCGCCUGAACGAAGAGCUCAUCGUGAACAGCUUCAAGACCAUCGACGGCCGCGGCGCGAACGUCCACAUCGCCGGCGGCGCCUGCAUUACCCUCCAGUACGUCUCCCACAUCAUCCUCCACAACCUCCACAUCCACCACUGCGUCCCCGCCGGCGAGGCCAACGUCCGCUCCUCCCCGACCCACUACGGCUGGCGCACCCGAUCCGACGGCGAUGGCGUCUCCAUCUACGGCGGCCGUAACAUCUGGGUGGACCACUGCUCCCUGUCCUACUGCUCCGACGGCCUGAUCGACGCCAUCAUGGGCUCCACCGCCAUCACCAUCUCCAACAACCACUUCUCCCACCAUAACGAGGUGAUGCUCCUGGGGCACAACGACCAGUACCUCCUGGACAUCGGGAUGCAGGUCACCAUCGCCUUCAACCACUUCGGCGAGGCGCUGGUGCAGCGGAUGCCGCGCUGCCGCCGCGGCUACAUUCACAUCGUCAACAACGACUUCACCCAGUGGGAGAUGUACGCCAUCGGAGGCAGCGCCGAACCCACCAUCAACAGCCAGGGCAAUCGCUACACCGCCCCCUCCGACCCCAACGCCAAGCAGGUGACGAAGAGGGUGGACACGGAGGAGGGGGAUUGGACGGGAUGGAACUGGAGGACGGAGGGCGACAUCAUGGUGAACGGGGCCUUCUUCGUGCCGUCGGGGGCGGGGUUGGAGGCUACCUACGCCAAGGCGGAGAGUCUUAAUCCGAAGUCGGCUGCCCUCAUCGACCGGCUAACCAUGAAUGCCGGCGUCCUCGGUGGGCCCAGGGAUAACGAUAUGGGGACGGGCUAUUCUGGAGUCAGCAAUGGAGGGACCGGCACGACGGCAUACAGUGGACCAGGAUAUGGAAGCCUCGGGAUGGCGUUUGCGAGCGGCGCACCAUCGCCUCCUUCACACUGCUGCUCCCUUUUAAUUUUGUGUUCCUCCCUACUCAUUGCUCUCUUCUCUCUACUGAGCUUGCAUCCUUUGUAGCUGUAGACCUUUGAGGGAUAAAUUCUUCAUGAUAGAAAUUUAAAUGAAGAAUAUUAAUCAUUUUAAAUUA
Messenger RNA from Phoenix dactylifera (date palm), 1611 nucleotides. Its product is annotated as putative pectate lyase 5. Lineage: Eukaryota; Viridiplantae; Streptophyta; Magnoliopsida; Arecales; Arecaceae. Gene Ontology annotation, molecular function: pectate lyase activity. The record is from RefSeq and is a predicted model, not a curated record.